AUGUUGCUCCAGCAGGGACAAGGUGCGCUCGGCCAGAAGAACACGUCACAUCUCCUACAGUCCGUACAGAAUAGGCUGAUACCGGGAUGGAGCGUGCACCUGGCCAACGAUAAUAGACUCUUCUAUUGCAAUCACGUCACACAAACAGCAUCUUGGUUACCGCCAGUAGAAGCGUGGCCCAAAGAUCCUGGUGCCAAAUCUUUGCCGUACGGCUGGGAGCAGGCGCUAGACGGCGAUGGAAGACCUUAUUUUAUCAACCAUAUCACAAAAACCACCAGUUACGAAGAUCCCAGAAAUGAUUUGGUGGAAGAGAGCCCAAAACCUAGACUGGUUACUUUAAAAAGACAUUCCGAACUAGGGUUUGGAUUCGUAGCUGGCAGUGAAAAGCCCGUUAUAGUCAGGUUCGUUACUGAGGGAGGACCUAGUGAUAGUAAACUUUUACCCGGUGAUCAAAUUCUUCAGAUAAACGACGAAGAUGUUCAAAAUGGUCUUAGGGAUUAUGUAAUACAACUGGUGAGGUCUUGUAACGAGACAAUCACUUUACUAGUGUGUCAGCCUCCGCUCGACAACUCGGCUAGGAAGUCGGCAUUACUGAGUUCAGCGAAAAAAGCUAAGCUCAAGUCUAAUCCAUCUAGAGUGCGUUUUGCGGAAGGAGUUCUCGUAAACGGUUCUCCAUUAUGUCCGGUGUCGGCGUUCAGCGGAGGCGACCCGAACAUAGCCUUGUUACCAAAUGUGCUCAAAGUGUUCCUGGAAAACGGACAAACCAAAUCAUUUAAAUACGAUUCCACGACCAAAGUCAAAGAUGUCGUGGCUUCGUUGCAAAACAAACUGUGUAUUAAAGCCGGAGAGCACUUUGCGUUAGUUCUCGAACAAGUCAAAAGUCUCCGUAGACAUAAACUCACGUUACUGGACCCCGAACACACUUUGGCUAGGGUGGCGUCGAGACCAGGCUCCCAUAAUCUCAGAUGUUUAUUCCGAGUGGCAUUCGUGCCUAGAGACGCUUGCGAUUUGGCUCAAAAAGAUUUGAACGCAUUUGAGUACUUGUACUUACAAUGUUGUAAUGAUGUAGUUCAAGAACGAUAUGCACCAGAACUCAAGUAUGACAUAGCUCUGCGAUUAGCUGCGUUACAUAUCCAUCAACAUGCUAUGGCCAAUAAUAUUCCCUAUUGUAAGGUCACGGUCAAAGCUAUCGAACGGGAGUUCGGAUUAGAAAAGUUUGUACCCAUAUCGCUCAUGGAGUCGAUGAAACGGAAGGAACUACGGAAGCUACUAACGCAUUUGUUGAAACUCAACCAAACAAUGACGGGUACCAAUUACAAAACACUUACGGCGUUACAAGCAAAACUUUACUACUUGACCAUUAUUUCCGAAUUGCCCAGUUACGGUGCAAAAUGUUUCUCCACCAAUGUCCGCGACUGCAACUUGGAAACGGUGAUUCUAGUCAGUCCUAAAAUGGGAAUUAGCCAAAUUGUGGGACUGCGCAACAGUAUGCCAGUGCCUUUGGCAGAUAUUGAACAAGUAACGAUGGUAAAAGUACAAAAAGAUGAUCAAAUUUCAAGUACGGUUACGUUGUAUUUACAAAACACAGUACAAAAGGAAGUCAGUUUUUGUAUGGAGGAUCGCGAUACUGACGAAUUUAUACUUGUUUUAAAAGGCUAUUUUAAACUUUUGAUGACUAUGAAUUUGCCUAUUGACCGGGAAGGUGAUUUAUUACACACCGACAGUGCACCACAAUAUUAUUCUCAUCAUAUUGUGAAACCGUCACUUUGGAGUUACGGCCCAUCAACCAUGUACGCCAAGGAACAAGAAAAAUUGACUAAUUUUGCUUUUUGUCCAAUGUACACUCCGUUCAAACACGAAAUGCUCAAACCUAACGACUAUGGAUCAUUAAAUAGAACAAUAUGGACUGGUAUGCAAAAUGGAAAUGUGGACAACAAUAUGAACACAAUGUCUUUGAAAAAACACGAAAACGGUCAUUUAGGGUACAAACCGAACGGUGAUAUAAAAGAUAAAUCAGGAAUCGACGUUCAAAGCGUAGUUUCCAUGGAAAUAUUGGAAAGCGAAAAUAGCUUUGUGGAGACUCACAACGAAGAGGUGCUGAGAAGAGUGGCCGAGAUGCAAGAGUUGGUGGAAAACUCUGAACAAUAUCUGAACAGACAUCAACGUGAAUCCAGCGACUCGGACGGUUCUCACAUAUCGUCUGACGGUUCGGUAUCGUUGCCGCCGCCUCCGACCAAUCUGGGUCAACUAAAACACAGCGAUUCGCUACUGUUGUUAGCUCAAAAGGGCACCGAGGAUAGCAUAACUGCCGCGGUCCAAGCGUUGAACUUGGGAGAUCUCGAGAGCGACACCGAGUCCAUAAAUACACCAUCGACCAGCCCUUCACACCGCGAACGGAAUUCCAACAGGGAUUCGGACAUAAGUUUCGGACUGCAUAGUCCUGAAGGGCUGGCCGCGAGUUCAGGACACGAAGCCCUGCAGGAACUGUGGAAGAACCUGCAAGAGGACAACCGGUCAUUGCCCAGGAGCAGUCUGUACUUAGAGCCGGACUUGAUAGAUUUGACGCUAAUACCGCCGCCUAUUGAAGAGGCGAAAAUCAAUCAGACGAACGGUUCCAACGCCGGCAGCCAGUGCAGUCUGCCGCCGACGCUGUUCGCCGACUAUGACCACCAACAGAACGCGGACAGAUUUUUAGACUCCGUACUGGAUAACGGGUUCAAAAACCACACGAAUCUCAUGAGCUUGGACUUAGAGUCGUUCCUGGCCACGAUGACCAUACCACCCCCGCCUGCGCAACAGACUUCCGGUGACGGGCGGCCGGAAGAGAAGCGAUCCAACGCGGUGUUGACGUCCGAAGAGAUAUCGUCGUUCAUAAUACCGCCACCCCCUCCCAAAUCGGUGGCACCGUCGUCGGUUAUUACGUCGACGGCCUCGGACGUCGUCGCCGAACACCUACAGCACCAACACCAACAUCAACACCGACAACCGGACUCCGGCGACGAGACGGAUGACCGCCGCCGCCGGAGUGUCGGCCAGACGAGGACCGCCGCGGCCGGGAUGUCUGCCAGCGCGGCAACCACGCCGGACGGACCGUGCGCGGCCACCAGCGAGAAGACGCUGCCCGGUUUCUCGUGCUGUUCGAGGCCCAGACAACGGAGUCCGGACACACAACCGCCAUGCCUGCCCACCCGAGCGCAGAACAUGACGCUGCCCCGAGUCAAACCCAAAGUCCCGCCCAGAGUGGACUCGACGCUGUCGACGAAACCUCCGUUGCCGCCGAUGCCGUCUCAGGAGACGCUGAUGCGAAACGGUUGCUAUUCGACCAACAGGGACGCGGUGGCUGUCAUCAACGAACUGACGGGCAGACUAAAUGAGUUCAGCGAACAGUGUAAUGUAGCUCAAGCUCAAGGCGGUGGUACGCAUCUGGACGAGACCAAGUUUCAGGAAGCCAAGGACAUACUGUGCCAAGAAGCCAGGCAGCUGGUGACGUCCUCGAAGAUCCUGAUCCGGUGCUACAUGAACCCGAAAAGCGCCGAGUUCCAGGCGAACUUGUCGCAGUGCGUGACGCAACUGCGCCGGAUGACCGUGCUCAGCGGCAACAUGACUAGGCACACGUCGUCGCCGCUGCAGACCCGCAACCUCAUACUCAAGGUGGCCGACGUGCUGCGCACGUUCCACGGUCUGUUGGUGGACACGGACGUGUGCACGGAAACGCUUACCAGGCACGCCGAGGGGCUGGCCAACGUGUUGGCGAAACUGUUGCGCAGCCUCCGGGUGUUCUCGCCCUGACGACGAUUAUCGGUCGGGACCGCCGCGGGUCCUGACUAGGUGUCGACGAGUGUCGGCCGCAACGCGUGUUCCGCCGGCGGAGAACCGACCGGAAAACGGAAGAGGAAAAAAACCUAAUGGUUUAUUUUUUAUGUACAAAUAAUUAUAGGUUAUUAUAUAGGUAGGACGGAGUCUCAAGUUUGUUUGUUUUGUUCUGUUUUGUUUUUUUUAACGUUAAGUCGGAGCCAAAAAAUCGUUUUAAUUAUAUACAAUAUAAUAUUAUAAUGUUUAAUAUAUUAUUAACAAUUAUAUAGGUUACGUAUUGUAGGUCGAAUAGCGUGAAAUAUAAUAUUAUUGAUCGUCGUAAACAUGCACCCCGUUGUCGAUGACAAAAUUACAUCGUCAUUCGUCGUUAUCUCUGUAGUAUCGAUCGAUCGAUACAUCAAACAAUAAAAUAUAUAUAAUAUGUAAAUGUGUGUUAUCGAUUUAUGCGCUCAAUCCGUUCGUUGGAUUUCCAAGACCAAAUAUAAUUACAUAAAAUAGGGCAUCCCAGUACCGUCGGUUCGGGUAAGUCUCCCGUGCGAAACGACACACGUCGUCGUACCCGUCGAGAAUUAUCAGUAUCUCUAUGUGUUUUUAUUAUUAUUAUUGUUUUUACUGUUUCUUUUUUUUUUUAUUAUCAUUAUUAUCAUUAUUAUAAGGUUGUAGCGUUAAAUCUAGUCAAAUUUUAGAAAAUAAUUCGAUCUGUUCGUUUUUCGAAUAAUAUACGCAUUAUAAUAUACGAUUUGUAAGUAACGUAAAUAAGGUUGUUUUAUAAAAAUAUUUAAAAAAAUCUAGUUUUUAUCCCACGUUUAAUAAAUGGCAUGUCAAUUAAUCAAAAUAAAUAAUAUUUUCGCAGUGCACCUAAUAUACCAUACGGAAAUAGUUCGAUUUCACAUGAAAAAAAUUACUAUAAUAUAUUAUAUUAUAGUAAUAAUAAUAUAUAAUA
Molecule: messenger RNA, 4756 nt
Organism: Rhopalosiphum maidis (corn leaf aphid)
Lineage: Eukaryota; Metazoa; Arthropoda; Insecta; Hemiptera; Aphididae
Product: FERM and PDZ domain-containing protein 4
Cellular component (GO): cytoskeleton
Molecular function (GO): protein binding
Source: RefSeq, a predicted model, not a curated record